Triplophysa dalaica is the source of this 1281-nucleotide messenger RNA. It is a transcript of the gene qrfprb, whose product is annotated as pyroglutamylated RFamide peptide receptor b. The record is from RefSeq and is a predicted model, not a curated record. Gene Ontology annotation, molecular function: neuropeptide Y receptor activity. Gene Ontology annotation, cellular component: membrane. Gene Ontology annotation, biological process: G protein-coupled receptor signaling pathway. The coding region runs from base 22 to 1281 and encodes 419 amino acids. The transcript is spliced from 6 exons. Lineage: Eukaryota; Metazoa; Chordata; Actinopteri; Cypriniformes; Nemacheilidae.
ACUCUUCAUCUGCAAAGCGUCAUGUCCUCUUCCACAGAGAUGACGGCCACCACGCAGAUCACUCCUGAGGUUCUCCAGAAACUCCUGCAGUAUUAUAACCUCUCCCGACAGGAAUUCAUCCAAACCUACAACAUCCAGCCUCUGGUUUACAUCCCUGAACUCCCAGCUGGAGCGAAAACCACUUUUGUGGUCAUGUAUGUGAUUAUUUUCGUGCUGGCGCUGGUUGGAAACAGUCUGGUGGUUUAUAUUGUGGUGCGUAAAGGCGCGUCGCAAACGGCGACGAACGUCUUCAUCUGCUCUCUGGCUGUCAGCGAUCUCCUCAUCACCUUCUUCUGCAUCCCCUUCACACUCCUGCAGAACAUCUCUUCAGAGUGGCUGGGAGGUGUUCUGGUGUGUAAGACGGUUCCUUUCGUACAGACCACAGCCAUCGUGACGGGCAUCCUCACCAUGACGUGUAUCGCCGUCGAGAGAUACCAGGGCAUCGUUUAUCCGCUCAAAAUGAAACGAGAGUACACGCCCAAGAGAGCCUACAAACUGUUAGGUCUGGUGUGGAUGGCGGCGGUCAUGGUGGGAUCUCCGAUGUUGUUCGUUCAACAGUUAGAGGUGAAGUAUGAUUUUCUGUACGACCUCCAUCACGUGUGCUGUCAGGAGCGCUGGCGUUCUCUUCAGCAUCGACAGAUCUACACAACCUUCAUGAUGGUGGCUCUGUUUCUCCUGCCGCUCGCUGCCAUGCUCUUCCUCUACAGUCGCAUCGGAGUCGAGCUCUGGAUCCGCAAACGUGUGGGAGACUCGUCCGUCCUCAACGCCAUGAACCACAGAGAGAUCAACAAAAUCACAAAAAAGAAGAAACGUGCCGUGAAAAUGAUGAUCACUAUUGUCCUUCUGUUCACCAUAUGCUGGGCUCCGUUUCAUAUCGUCCACAUGCUCUUCGAGUACAAUGAUCUGGAGAAGAGCUACGACGAGGUGACCGUCAACAUGAUCAUCGCUGUGGUUCAGGCCAUCGGCUUCUCCAACUCUUUCAACAAUCCCAUCGUCUACGCCUUCAUGAACGAGAACUUCAAAAAGAGCUGCGUGGCCACGCUUUCGCUUUACCUGCGGCGGCCCGGCCGCCAGGGCGGCGCCAGAGAGCGAGCCAACGUCAGCGUGCACUUCUCCAAACAUCUCAAACCUGAAGCGUUCAGCACCAACACGGGCAGCAGAAACACAGACGGUCCUCACACGCCUCACAACAGACAUCUGGAAAUGCCCACAUGCUCCUCACAGCUCCCAGCCGUCAAAUAA